GUUGGGAUCCGCGAGCAGCUCAUGCUAAAGGUGCUACUGAACGGUAAACAGUGUUUACAACGAUGAAAACGACAACGAAACACCGCGUGUAUGCGUUAUUUGUUCCAACAAAAGAUAGCUGAAUAAGCGUGGACGUGUGUGAUGAUUUUAAUACUUUAUUAAUCCGCUGAUACUUAGCAUCGAUAGUCGCACCAUGGCGAAGAAUCCACUUGGAAAGACCUUGCUGAGGAACGUUAUUCGACACACCGAUGCCCACAAUAAGAUCCAGGAGGAGACAGACAUGUGGAAGAUGCGCGGUUAUGAGGUCCAAAUGUUGCAAAACAAACACUUUCCAGCAACAGAAAGUACAAGGGGCAGGAUGCACUGCGAUCGGGACCAGAGCGAGUUUGUGAGUCGAUCAAGGGAGCGCACAGAACACGAUGACAGAGACGCCAGAUACUGGACCCGGAAGCUUUACGACUUUGAGGACAAGGAUCCUGACCGAUGGGGACACAGCGGCUUCAAGGAGCUUUACCCGGAGGACUUUGAGAGUGAGAGUGAACACAGCGGUACCACAAAGAAGAGCAGAUCAAAAAAGUCCAAGUCUGCCAAAGAAACUUCGAAUUCUAAAAAAUCAUCUCGCAAGAAAAAGAAGAAAAAAAAGAAGCACGAUGAGGGAAGGCGGAAAAAGACGGCGUGUUCGAGCAGUGACAGCAGCAGUGAUGACAGCAGCGACGCCAAAGACAAAAAGAAAAGGACUAAAAAUCAACAUAAAAGGAAAAAAAGUACGAGGAGAAAGGAGGACAGCAGCUCGGGGGACAGUGACGAUGACAAAGAACGGGACAGAUGGAAACACAGUCGUAAAAGACGAAAGCAGGACUCGAACAAAGACUCGUCUCCUGACUUCAGAAAGAAGAGACGGAAAAACUCGAAGGCAGCAGGUGAAGACGGCUCGGAUGCAUGUCGAGACUGAGACACGGUGUUCUGAAAACGACCGCGGCGUCCUUUGUUCCCCUCAAUUGUGCAGAGGUACUUUCUCUGCAAGCUGCCCGGUCCGCUGUGACACCUUCAAGUCCAAACUGUUGGUGCAGCAGGAUCUUACCUUCCCUGCAGUGGGGUGAUACAUCAUGUCUGCACGCAGCUGUUGGGAGGAAAGAGGGAUCUUCAGAGCACAUCUGUUGAACAGUAAAACUCAUGUGAAGCUUCAGUGACUGUCCACGGAUACCUCAUGCGGACUGCCGCUUGUCCUCAUUUCUGUCUCAUUUUAAAGCUUUUUUUUUUAGAUUUUUAAAAUGUUUUUACAUCAGGAAUAAAGCAAUUUUGUUGAAAAAGGGGUUGUUCCGAUUGAUCAGGUGUUUGGAAACCAAGUCCAAAUGCUGCACAUAUUUGAAUUUACGACACAUACUUCAUCAAUAUUAUUCAUUAUUCAUCAAUAUAUUAUUCAUGGAAUCCCAGCAAAUAAUAAUGUGACCAUACUAAUGAAUUCAUGCUGCCAUUCCAGGUAUAUUUUUAGC
Synchiropus splendidus (mandarinfish) is the source of this 1493-nucleotide messenger RNA. RefSeq names its product NKAP domain containing 1 (gene nkapd1). The transcript has 6 exons. The coding region runs from base 194 to 952 and encodes 252 amino acids. The record is from RefSeq and is a predicted model, not a curated record. Lineage: Eukaryota; Metazoa; Chordata; Actinopteri; Syngnathiformes; Callionymidae.